CUCCGCAUCGCUCACCUGGCGCGUCGCUUCCCGGAGCUCCGCGGGUCUGGAGGACUCCAAUUCCUUCUCGCAGAGUGUCUGCAGCCCCACCUGCGUUUGCAUCCUCGGCUGACAAAAUGCUGCACCUGAACGGGAUGGUUUCCGGGCUGCUGGACGGCCUGCGGAGCCAGGUGUCCCUCCACCUCGCCUGCUCCAAGUGCAGUCAGAGAGAGAACGAGAGCACCUACCUGCUGAAGCAGGUGGACCAUCACUGCAUGAUGGAAAUCUUGCUGGCCAGGUGCAAGGGGGCGAGAGGUAGCCAGUGGCGCAAAGUGGACAGGAGACCCUCUUUCCCCAGACCGGCUUUCUACGACAUCUGCCGGUAUUACGUGGCUGGCUUGGGCUGCACCAGGCAUCACAACUCCUGCACCUUCGCCUGGAGCCGAGAGGAGGUGAUCGUGUGGACGUUCGAGAGGAAAUACAACUUGGAAAGGCACGUGUUAAAGUCGCUGUUGAAACUGAUCCAGUCAGGCGUGGCGCCCAGCACCCAGCGUAUACCCACUGAUCUCAGCAGCCCGGAAGAAAUCCUCAGUGAAUUUGGAGGUUAUUUCCAGGAAAUCUGCAAAACUUGUUUUUAUAACCGUCCCCAGCGGAUUUCUCCCAGGGGCUCCACUCACAGUUGCAUGAAUCACUGGGACUUCACUUUGGUCCAUGUGAUCGCCGAUGGUAAGAAAAAAGAGCAAUAUAAUGAGAUUCGGCCCUGUCCAGCAAGCCGUAGGGUCUUCUCGUACUGUUCCUCCGUCUCGACCGGCAGACCUUGCCGGAAUAGCUGCAGUUUUGCCCACAGCGAUGUGGAGCUGGCCAUCUGGAAGGCAGAGCAAGGAAAAGGCUUGGAGCGCGCCAACCUGCUGCGUCCGGCGGUGGAGGCGACGGCGAGCCCACCAGACUCCGCGCCACAAUAUCAAUUCUACUGCCGGGUGUGCCUGGUGACGUGCGAUUCUCAGCAGAGCUUCGAGAACCACUGCUCGUCGGUGGAGCAUACACAGCUGAUCGCCACCGACACGCUGACUGAGUGGACUUAUCGCGCCCCUCCAUACGAUCCAAAGACCUUUUCUCUUUGCAAACGACCAGACAUUUGUGAAUAUGGGCAGGAUUGUGCCAGGGCGCAUUCGGUCCAGGAAUUGGAAGAGUGGAUCCAGCGGGCGAAAAUUGCUGAGAGAAAGAAGAAGGUGGCCAAGCAGGACGGUCUCUUAGCUUACCAGGAUCGGCUUAUCGCCGAGUACCAAACGAGCCACAACGAAGUCUUAAUUAUUUCGGAGGCCGUGGAUGGCGUGAGGGUCACGUGCAAGCAGCCACUCCGGAUCCACUCAGAGAACAAGAAGUUGCAAUACGAGUGGGUCUUCACCAUCCAUUCCCAGAUGCCACUGAUCCACGUGGCCCUAUUAAAGAGAAUCCCAGGAGCCAACUUCUCCUUAGCCGUGCCGGGAAAGACUCAGCUUCUGACUUACGCUUCCGGAAACAGCUUCAAAACUGUGCGGGCGUCACCACCAGCUGUUGAGGUGAAAGUCCGCUUGAAGAGUCACAUCUUUGGGGUCUACGAGCAAUGGCUGGUCUUUGAUUUUGGCAGCCGGCCUGUCUUGGUUCAAAAGCUCUACGCCCGGGUGGGUCCGAAGGAAGCACCAUGGCGGGUGGAUCCGGCUGCUGAAUCCGUGAGCUGCUUUGUGCAGGGUAGGCGCUGGCACACUGGGAACUGCAUAGUGGUGCCCAGCGUGGAUCGCACGGGCAAGGAUGUGGAACUGCUGGCUAAGUACAAGGCCCCCUCCCUCUCAAUGGACUUCCAGCGAGGGGCAAGGGGCAAGCCCAUCACCCGCGUCAACUACCAUGAAGAAAUGCACAACUUCCUCUUCCAAGAAGAAGAAGCUCAGCAGCUUUUGAUCUCUAAGCUCAACUUGCACGCGAAGGUCUCUUUUGUAAAGUGUGUGGAAGACUUACAAUUAGGGAUGAAGUUUGCUCCCCCAGGACAGCUCUAUGCCCAGGUCCCGACCCCUUACUCGUUGACCAUGGACUCCAACGAAGGGUACCUGCUUCAACGCUCAGUCAGAACAGCCUUCCUGGCCCGGGAUCCACCUGCCAACAACCGUGUUUACGAGGUCUCCGUCGAGAAAGAAGCUCUCACCGAAAAGAGUGUCUGUCUUGUCCUUCCCCAACGUUCCUGCAUUGAACUGGGCCUCCAACCGGACACGUCUGCCAAAAUGGAAGUCCAGUUCCAAACGGACCACCUCCAAUUCUGCAAAUGGCACCACGCCGUGGACAGCUUGUGGGAUGUGAAGCUGGUCUUUCCAGAUGUGACCACCUGCUCCAUCCCACGUGGAACUUUGCAGGUGCCAUGGGGGAACAUGAAGCAGAAGCAAGCUCUUUGCUUCAUCACUGGUCAGGUGACUGGUUUCUGUAGAACACCACCUCUUUUGAUCUACGGACCAUUUGGGACUGGAAAGACCUUCACGUUGGCCAAGACUACCCUGGAGAUCAUCAAGAAGCCCCAGACACGUGUGCUUAUCUGCACCCACACCAACAGCGCGGCUGAUAUCUACAUUCGUGAAUAUUUCCACAACUAUGCCAUCUCAUCGCACCCUGAGGCUAUUCCAUUAAGGGUGAAAUCCACUUUCCGUUCGGUCAGAUCAACUGACCCCAUUACCCUACGCUACUGCUGUCUCUCUCCGCGUGGAAAUGAGUUUUGCCUCCCUACUAGAGAACAGAUGGAUCGCCACCGGAUUGUCCUCACCACCUGCAUGACCUCACGAGAUCUUGGAGUGCCCUGUGGUUAUUUCACUCACAUCUUGAUUGAUGAAGCUGCCCAGAUGUUGGAGUGUGAAGCUCUAGUCCCUCUCUCUCUGGCUAGCCUGACAACCUUGAUUGUUCUGGCAGGGGACCAUAUGCAGAAGACCCCCAGGCUCUACUCGUUGCACAAGGAUGAGCAGUCCGCCGACUACACCCUGUUGAAUCGCCUCUUCCAACAUUACAAGAAGGAGAAGCAUGAAGUGGCCACCAAGAGCAGGAUCAUCUUCAAUGAGAACUAUCGGUCUACUGCAGGAAUAAUUGAGUUUGUCUCCAAGCACUUCUAUGUGGGUAGAGAAGAUACCAUCGGUGCCAAAGGCAACGUCCCUCCUCACCCGGAGUUCUAUCCGCUUAUGUUUUGUCACGUCUCUGGUAGUGCCGAGAAGGACAGAUCCAUGAGCUGGUACAACAUCUCCGAGAUUGAACAGAUCAUUGAGGAAGUGCAGGAAAUGGAUCAGAAAUGGCCGGUUGAAUGGGGGCAGAAGAACCUCAAGUCCAUCUGCGUGGUCUCUUAUGGCAUACAGGUGAAAUUUAUCCGAGACAAGCUGAGAAAAAGCGGCUUUUCAGAAGUGACUGUGGAGAGCUAUGACAACCUAGCAGGGCGAGAAUUCCGUGUCAUCAUUAUCAACACUGUGCAUACCUGCAACAGCCUGGUCCAUGUCAGUUCCUCUAAUCUGGAGUAUUUCAACAAUGCGCGGGUGUUGAACACCAUCAUAACAAGGGCCCAGUCGCAGGUCAUCGUAGUCGGAGACGCCGUCGCUCUGUGUUCUCAUGGCCAGUGCAGCAAGAUCUGGAAAAGUUUCAUCAAGAAGUGCAUUGAGAAGAAGUCCAUUACUCCUGAAACGCUGACCUUGGAGGAGAUAAAGCAGGUGACGUCCGAUUUGGCCGCCUGGAACAGAGAAAGCCCCGAAUCCGAGGAAGAAGGUAGCAAUACAGACUCUUGGGACUCCGACACGGAAAGUUUAAACCUUGAUGAUCCAAUAUUGCAGGAACUCUUGGAUGAAAGCAAAGAGUUGAUGGUGUUGGUAACUGAAGAAGGCCUGUUGAAGGUGAAAUCGGACGUCUCAGUCCCUGAACGGAGAAGGCAACAGUACAGCAACUAUUCCUUGCAAACGAUGCAGCAGUAUUUGCAGAUGCAGCCCCAGCGAUACAAACGUUGCGAAUUCAUCCAAGAACGGUUUGAUCAAGCUUCUGCCUUCACUCUGGAUGAGGCUUCCUUGAUGAUCAUCCAGAUCAAGGGUCGAGUCAACUGUGGCAUGGCCUUCACUGGAGACCAGGUCUUGGUGGAGAUCCUGACGCCCAAAGUUACUCCUGAGGACAACCCUCAUGGGAAAGUGGUGGGCAUCUUAAAAAAGGUGGCACGAGAUCUCACCUUUGUCUGCAAAGUGGAUGAGUUUGAUCUCCGGGUCAUGAUCCCCAUUGACCAGACUGUCACAAAAAUUUUUGUCCCUCCAUUGAGAGACGAGGCUGACUCUAUUCCCAUCCGCAGACUUGACCAGGCAGGAAAAAUUAAGUUGAAGAGCAGGAAAAAAAUAACACCAGAAAACCGGAACACAUGCCUUUUCGUGGUACGAAUCAUGAAAUGGGAAGAAGGUUAUUACUACCCUCUAGGAAUUGUUACAGAGGUCCUUCCCUUGGCUUCCUCACUAGAUGAUGGGCUUCGUAUUCUGGAUUUGGAAUAUAGAUUGUCCAGUGGAUAUCCUGCCUCAGUGGACAGCCAAGUGGCCAAAUUAAUCUCUGGUUACCCCACUCUGAUGAGAGCAGAGAGGAAAGACUGUCGGGCUUACUUUACUUUCACGGUUGACCCCUUGGGUGCCAAAGACCUGGACGAUGCCAUCAGUGUCCGAGAUAUGGGUGCCAAAUAUGAGAUUGGGAUCCACAUUGCUGACUUGGCCUCUGUGAUCCACAAAGAUUGUCCUUUGGAUACAGAAGCCAAGAACCGAGGGUUAAGUUAUUAUGCUCCUGAGAAGCCUAUACAUAUGUUCCCACCACAGCUCAGUCAGAAUCUCUGCAGUCUCCUUCCUCACAAGGAACGAUUGGUGAUUUCUCUCUUUGUCGUAAUGGAUAAGGCCACGGACCAGAUGGAAAAAAUUUCCUUUGCCAUGUCCAUUAUCUGUUCUAAUCGGCAGAUGACUUAUGAGGAAGCUGAAGGGAUCAUUAAGAACCACUACAAAAUAGAGGCACCAUCACCUAAUUUUGACACCUUAGAAGAUUAUGUUGCGACGGCGUAUCAUUUCUCCCGUGUCCACCGGAAGUCCAGGCUUCACGAAGACUGUCAUUAUGACCAAUUGGAUGAAGAAAUUCCUUUAGGUCAGCGAUGUUCUCACCAGAUGAUUGAGGAGCUUAUGAUCCUCUUCAACAGUUCUGUGGGAGAUCUGCUCACAAACCGGACUCCUACCAGAAAUUUAACCCCGCUUCGUUGUCAGGUGGAGCCCAACCCUCAACAAAUCUCCCAAAUGAGGGAGAAAUACAAAGAUGUCAUUCCUCUGUCCACCCACCUCUCCCAUCACCUAGGAGCUCCAACUGGUGAUGCCCUCGUGAAGACUAUGCAUCCAUUUGUUCUCUUGGCUUCCUCGUGGGAUCAUCUCAAGUCAGCGGCCAAUGACCGUGACUUUCCCAAGAUGCUUGACCUCAUUACCACAGAUGACAUCCACCCUAAACUUGCGCCCAUCAAUUUAGAAUUUCGGAAGCUCUUGAACCGUUCUUAUUUUCUUCGUUCUAAUUCCUGUCCUCAGGCCAAGCUGGGCCACUACUCUUUGCAUGUGGACUCAUACACCUGGGCUACCUCUCCGGUUCGGCGCUACGUGGAUGUAGUCGUUCAACGGCAUAUUGUCUCUCUGAUUUCCAAGAAACCCAUCCAGUACUCCGAAGUAGAAAUUGAAUUCCUCUGCCAUGAUUUCAACCAGAAGAAUGGCAGGGCCAAGAUGUACCAGCGAAGAAUCCGAUCGUUGGAACUGGCCACCCAGUUGAAAUGUCACGUUCAAAAGAAGUUUGCUUUCAUUGCCAACGUGGAAGGGAAAGCCCAACAUUUCAAACUCUUGUUUCCUCUCAACAAUGAGACCUUUCCAGAUAGUCCCAGCAUCAGUUAUAGAGCCCUUCAGUUGGUGUCCCAACCAAAUUUCAAUGAGGAGCGGAACAGUAUGAAGCUGACGUGGAGAAGAAGAAUUUACUCCUGUGUAACCAAAAAGGAGGAUGAAGUGAAGUUGUCAGAGAUCGGAGGGAACAUCUUUCACUUCGAUGGAGAUGUGUGGCAUGAAAUCCUUGCAGCUGUCAAAAAUGAAGACUACGAGAAGUUAAUCCACCUUCUUAAGAAGAGUUACACCCUGAAAUCCAAACCUGUGGGGUCAGUGGGGAGGAGUAAGUGCUUACACUACAAAGAACUGUCCGUGGAACUUAAAGUUGGAGAUGUGCUGAAUUUCCAACUGACCACCGAUGUCCAACGAGGCUUCCUGGUGCCGUUUGUGCAACUGUGGACAGUAGCUCCUGGCUUUGAGGUGUGCUUGGAACACACUGAGCGACCCAUCAAUUGCUUCUCCAAGUACACUUCCCAAGCCUCGAAGAACAUUUAUAAGAACGCCUCUGAUUAUCGCAAAGUGUGGCUGCCUCUUUGUGACAUAGAAGCAACUUUGGGCGCGUUGGCUGAAAACAGCUCGAUCGUCUUGCAAGACGUCCAGAUCGUUUGGAAGAGGCAGCGGACCUCACAAGGUCAGCUCUGUGGAACCAUCAACCUCACCAAGAAGUUCCUCAAAGAAUGUGGCAUUGAAGUGGAUCUUGGCGCCUGCUACAUAUGCAUUCGCCUUUCGGGCCUCCGAGGACCUGGGAUUCAGGACAAAGAGGAAGACCUCAGUCAGAGCUUCCGGCAACUCCGUUUGACCAAGGAAGCAACCAAGACUCAGGAUUUCAUGAUUGAUCCCGAUACGUACACUUGGGUGGCGCAUGGAUGUGCAGAUAAGUUUGAGGAGAAUGAAAAACCUGAUCAGCGGGGUGACGUGGUGGUGAAUUUCUACAUCAAUUUUAUGUCCAUGGAGAACAUUCCCUUUGAGGUCACCCAGAAGAGUUCAAGGUUCAGUGUAGAGCUGAUUCCGAAGCAGCUGCCUGAUAUCCGGAAAGAGGCAGCUGUUUGGAAACUGGAGUAUGCCUCGGAACUUUCUCAGAGCAUAGCGCUGGGUCGACCCAUUCCAGUCCAAAGGGCAAGACCUUCCAAUAUUUUGAAAAGACAGAAUUUUGACAUCCCGGGCAGUAGCCAUAAACUCAAUCAAAGUCAAAAUAAUGCCAUCCAGGAGGCACUGAAAAAGUCCUUCACUCUAAUUCAAGGACCGCCAGGCACUGGGAAAACCGUGGUCGGUGCUCACAUCGUGUACUGGUUUCACCAGCUCAAUCAGGAGAACAAUGGAAACCCAACUCGAACUGGGGCGGUGCCACCACAGUCAACCACGGGUGCUACCUCAUUCAAGAGCCACGUUCUGUACUGUGGACCUUCUCACAAGUCGGUUGAUGUUGUUGCUGAAAUGCUCAUGAAGAUUUCUCAUGAUUCCUUGAGGCCUCUGAGGGUCUAUGGACAUACAAUUGAGUCAAUGGAUUUUCCUUAUCCCGGCAGCAACCUCCAGUUUUCUCCAAAAGCUCAGCGGAACACAAAAUCGAAACCAGAGAUCAGGAGUAUCACUUUGCACUAUCGGAUCCGGGGGAAAAAAAAUCCUUACGCGGAACAGAUCCUCCGGUUUGAUGAACGAGUGAAACGUAAAGAAGAGAUCACAGAAGACGAAGUUGAGAGGUACAAAGGGCUGCUGAGCAAGGCACGAGGGUAUGAACUGCAAUGCCACAAUGUCAUCCUUUGCACAUGUUCCGCCUCUUCGUCCAAAUUCCUUGUGGAUAAGCUCCAGGUCAAGCAGCUUCUGAUCGAUGAGUGUGCCAUGUGCACGGAACCUGAAACACUCAUCCCGUUGGUGAAUUACAGGAGGAUUGUGCAGGUUGUGUUGUUAGGAGACCAUAUGCAGCUGAGACCUGUGGUCCACAGCGACUUCUGCAAGAAACUCGGGAUGGAGAGGUCUCUCUUUGAGCGCUACCACAAGCAGGCUUUGAUGCUCAACAUCCAGUAUCGCAUGCACAAGGAUAUCUGCCGGUUCCCUUCCAUGACCUUUUACAACAGUAAACUGAUGACCAGUCCCCAAAUCAUUCGUGGAAGCAGCGCGCUCUACCACCGUAGCGAAUUUGAGUGCACCCCCAUCAUCUUUGGCCACAUCGAAGGAAGAGAGAGGUCCCUCGUGGUCUCCACGGAAGAGGGGAACGAGAACUCCAAGGCCAAUCUGGAGGAAGUGCAGCAGGUGGUGAGAAUUGCAAAGCAGCUGACCCUAGAUAAAACCACCAGACCGGCCGAGAUCGCCAUCCUGACAGGUUAUAAUGCCCAGGUCACUGAGAUCAAGAAGCAACUCGCUCUGGAUGGCAUGCGAGACAUAUCCGUUUGCACCAUCAUGAAAAGCCAAGGCAGCGAAUGGAAAUACGUGAUAGUGUCCACGGUCCGCUCCUGUAACCGGGGAGAGAUUGAUGAAAGCCCCACAAGGAGUUGGGAGAAUAACCGUCUUGGCUUCAUAGCAGAUGCCAAUCAGAUCAAUGUCUGUCUCACUCGGGCACAGGAAGGCCUCUGUAUUAUAGGAAACAGGUAUCUUCUGGCGAGCAAUUCUGUGUGGCGGAAACUUCUGGAUCAUUACUCUAAGCAUGGAUGCCUUACCACGGCCAAUGCAAUUAAGAUUAAAAAGAGGACUAGUCUUCGCCCGUAAGAAGGUAUGAUGGGAAAAAAAACCCCCUUCUUUCUUUUUAAUCUCCUGGGCAUGGAGACCAUACCUAAUUCCAGGAGAAGGGAUUUACCAACACUGAGCCAAAACCGGGAGCCUUGUGGCUAAGGACAGGUUGCCAGGAAAAAAAUAAAAAGCUACUGCACGACUUACUUUUUCAGGAUCCAAUCUCAGAGGAGACUCUGCCUUUUUACGGGGAUGAGAAAAAAAAAAAAGGGCCGUCUCUUGAUACAUUUUUAGCAUUCAGGAAUCUUUUAGAAAAGCAACUUCAGUUGGGGCAUUUAAUAGAUGCGGUUGAAGAAUGAAGCGACUGGUCCAUCACAAACCUGCGAGGAAUGCUUGCAACUCGGAGACAGGGGAAAUUGCCCCGCCGAAGAGCAGGGCUCCGGCUGCAUUUUUCAAACCAGAUCUUUGGAAGGAAGAUCAAAAUCCUCAUCCGCCAAUCCUGCCCCGUCCCAAAUCAACAAAACGACAAACUGACUCAGCCACCCGACGCAAUGCAAACGAUUCCUUUCGAUCUCUGACCUGGAACGCUUUUUUGUAUACAUUUUUAUAUAUAUAUAUAUAUAUAUAUAUAUUUUAGCCCGGUUAGAUUUUACUUGAAAUAGUUUCUUCUUGCUAGUUGUUUUUUUUUUUUUAACGUGCUUUUAAAAAGAAACGAAAACUAAGAACCACAGAACUGGGGGUGCCUUCUUAAGCUUCGUGCUGUUUGAUCUAGCAAACCCUUUGGGCUGAGCCCACGAAGGGGAUCGGGGGUGGUGGUGGUGGCCCUUGCUCCAGGUCGCCGUGUUUUCUCUCUCUACCUUUUAGCCAAAAUGAGAUCGUCACCUCUGCUGGCCUUGAACAGGAUCGGGAAAAACUGGGUGCGAUGGCGUCUUAGUGAGUUUUGAUGGCUGCAAUUGGGGGGGGGGGAAGAAACUACUGCCAAAUCAUCUUAGGCGAACUCAGUCUGAUGAGCGUUGGUGGUGAUAAAACCCACCCUCUGUUUAGGAAGCUGCUAUAAGCUUAUAUGUAAUAGUGCCUAGUGAAGCUCAAUGAACUGUGGGCGCGUUCACACAAAGUGCUUAUCCAAGUCAGCAGCAAAGCGAGGAUUUGCACAACGGGCUGCACCUUUUUUUUUCUUAGCUUUAACCUUAAUGCUGUAAGGAAAGUGUGGUUUUAUUGCAAAGGGUCGAUUGUGAGGUAACCUCCAGAAGUUUUGGACCUGAACUGCCCCAAACUCAUGGGUCUUUGGUGCUCUUUCAGCCUGGUUGUUUUCUUGCAGAUGUUUCCCGACCAGACUAGGAGCAUCAUCAGU
Molecule: messenger RNA, 9900 nt
Organism: Pseudonaja textilis
Lineage: Eukaryota; Metazoa; Chordata; Lepidosauria; Squamata; Elapidae
Source: RefSeq, a predicted model, not a curated record